AUGAGUUUCCGUGGAGGUAGAGGAGGUGGUCGUGGUGGAGGCCGAGGAGGCGGCGGUGGCUUCAGAGGCGGUCGUGGUGGCGGCGGCGGAGGCCGUGGCAACUGGCAAGACCAGGGACCACCAGAACAAGUCGUAGGUAAGUGUUUUGAUGCCCUGGUUUUUAUUCAUAACUUAGGUGAUGAUUUGAAUGAUAGAAUCGAACGUCUUGACUGUAUUUUGGCCUAAAACACGGUAUUUUGUGAUAAGAUACAAAGCCUUGUUGCUUAAACGCCGUUGAAAACUCCUAGGUUUUUGUUUUGCUGCAAUUUCAUCAAGAAAUCACUGCAUAUUCACCUUGCUUAUGUGUUCUUUUCAGAAGUUGGUCAAUUCCUUCAUGCUUGUGAGAAUGAUCUCGUUUGUACGACAACCUGUGGAAAGAUUCCGUUCUUCAACGCUCCAGUUUACUUCCAGAAUAAAGAACAGAUUGGUAAAAUAGACGAAAUCUAUGGAAGUCCUCAAGAAAAUGUAAGUUUUGUUUAUAUUAUCGUUGUUUUCUUUUAGAAUUCGCUUGUACUCAGCUAAUUGUGUUCCUUCCCUAGUUUGAACAUUAUUGGCCUAUUUUUUUAUUUACACAUCAUGAUGAAUAUAAUUACGUCUUAUUUUCAGGGGUUCACAGUAAAACUCAGUGAUGGCGUCAAAGCUGGCUCCUUCAAAUCCGAGCAGAAGCUGUUUAUCGACCCAGCCAAACUUCUUCCAGUCGAAAGAUUCACAAAUCCCCAGAAAUCUGGAGGCCGCGGGCGAGGAGGGGCCCGAGGAGGUCGUGGAGCUCCUGGAGGUGGAAGGGGUGGCUUUGGAGGAGGCCGAGGCGGUGGUGGUGGACGUGGUAGUUUCGGCGGCGACCGAGGCCGAGGUGGAUUUGGAGGUCGCGGCGGAGGCGAUCGUGGAGGUCGCGGAGGCUUUGGAGGAGGCCGUGGAGGAUUCGGAGGUGGAGAUCGUGGCCGAGGAGGUAAGUACUGGAAUUCUUUUAUUAAAUACUACUUUCUAUAUCAAAGUAGAGUCAGGCUAAACCGCUUUUUAAGAUCUAUUAUUCUUUUUGUACCUAUUAUAAUAUAAAUUUGCUUAUUUUCAGGUCGCGGUGGUGGAUUCAACCGAGGCGGUGGUGGUGGCGACUUCAAACGUAACAGCUCCUUCGGUGGAAGCGGCGGCGGUGGUGGCCCGCAGAACAAACGCACGAAAUUCGAUGAUUAA
This is a messenger RNA of Bursaphelenchus xylophilus (pine wood nematode), 1227 nucleotides long. Lineage: Eukaryota; Metazoa; Nematoda; Chromadorea; Rhabditida; Aphelenchoididae. The record is from the annotation of a GenBank genome assembly.